Molecule: messenger RNA, 1687 nt
Organism: Diospyros lotus (date-plum)
Lineage: Eukaryota; Viridiplantae; Streptophyta; Magnoliopsida; Ericales; Ebenaceae
Product: protein SHI RELATED SEQUENCE 1-like
Exons: 2
Coding region: 538-1122 (194 amino acids)
Biological process (GO): positive regulation of DNA-templated transcription
Cellular component (GO): nucleus
Molecular function (GO): DNA-binding transcription factor activity; DNA binding
Source: RefSeq, a predicted model, not a curated record
UAUUACGCACACUUAUUACUUUCUUCGACACUUGUUCAUUACUUUGAGCAACAAAGAGAUUCUUGGGAGAUCACUUCCCUCGGUUCCACGGCCUUUGCCUUGUUGUUUUAACUUAUAUAUGGCAUCCGUACCACACUGUCUUGUCUCAUUUUCUUUCUUUCUGUUUUCCUUAUCUUUUUCUAUUCUCUCAGUCUCCGAGCAUUAGUAUUUACUGUUACUGGGCACUUGUCGUUAAUCCCAGCCACUGUAGUACAUGUCCGUACAGACGAAUGAGACCUCCCCCCUUCCUUCAAAAAAGAAGCUCCCAAAAAGCAACAAGGGAGAGGAAGAAAAUCAAGAUAUAUAUAUAUGCGUGUGUGUUUGUGUGUGUGUGUGGAGAAAGCAACUUAAUUAGGGGGGCAUUAUUAUUAAUUAAUUCCCAAUUCCUAGGGAUCAUAUAUAGAGAUGAGCCCAUGUUCUGAAAAUCGUCUCCUGUGAAAUGAUCAUCAGUACGUACUGGCCGGAGAGAAGAAGAAAGAGAAGAAGAAGGAGAGGAGGAUGAUGAUGAUGAGAGGAGGAGGAGGAUCAAGUAGCAGCAGCAGCAGCAGGUGCCAAGACUGUGGAAACCAGGCCAAGAAGGACUGUUUGUACAUGAGGUGCAGGACUUGCUGCAAGAACCGAGGGUUUCAGUGCCAAACCCACGUCAAGAGCACUUGGAUCCCUGUUUCCAAACGCCAUUCCAGGUUCAAUCAACACUUGCCCAUGACUACUACUGUUCAUCCACAGCCAAACCCUAAAAGAUUCAGAGACCACAACCCCUCCUCAGAGCUGGGAGAGGUAGAUUUCCCGGCGGAAUUGCAUUUUCCAGCGACAUUCAAGUGUGUGCGAGUGAGCUCAGUGGACAACUCGGUGGACCAAUUUGCAUAUCAGGCAGCAGUGAACAUUGGAGGCCAUAUUUUCAAGGGAAUUCUCUAUGACCAAGGCCCUGAAAGCAGCAGUACUAAUUCAGCUGGGGAAAGCUCAUCGGCUGGUGCCCUAUUAGGUCAAAAUCAACCCAAUCUCAUCGCCUGUACAGCCUCGCCGCCUUCUCAUCCAACUACAUUCUUGCCUGGUAUGCAGUAUUUCCCCUACCCAAAAUCUUGAAAGCCGUUCUCUCUCUCUCUCUCUCUCUCAACAUUUUUUUUUUUUUUGAAUUUAUGAUAUCAUUGAGCUAGAAAGAAAGAGAAAAUAGAAUGAGAGAGGGAGAGAGAGGGGGGGAGUGGUAGGGGAGAGAGAGACAUAUCUGUUGUAUUUUUCCCAAUUCCAACGAAGAAUUUAGAUGAUAUAUCUUCUGUAUCUGGUCGGUGUUUUUAAAAAUGUUUUGCAUAUGGGGCUUGCAGUUUGUCUUGUCUUUAAUUAAUUAUUUUACUAUAUUGUUUCCGUGUUGAAAUUGGCUUGCUCUUGCUGGUUCCUGGCGUUCAUAUAUUUUAUCAACUUCAAAGCUGCUUUUAUCCCGGUUAUCCGUUUCUUUGCCGGCCUGGAGAGAUAGCGUGUUGCAAUCUCCAUCUCAGUGACUGAAUGAAUGGCCGAUUUCAUGAUUAUGUAUUUUUCUUCCUUCUGGCUGUAUAUUGUAAUUACUUCAUGCAUGGCCAUUCAAAUUCUACCCCCCCCUCUCUCUCUCUCUGUGAGACAGACACACUCACGCGUGUACAAUUAUGACAUCAAAUGC